AUGUGUAGAACACUGGGUAAACCCACAUCCACAUCUUCUUCCCCAAUUAUCGUGCUACCUCGAGCUGCCACGAGACGUGCGCAGCUCACCGUCACGACGUCUUCCACAAAGCGCCGUAAGGUAGCAGAGCCUCGCAGACCAGGAACACUUCCGGGUUUGUCGUUCGCCUCGCAGGCCGGAAGACGUCACGGUCAACCUCCUAGCUCCGACCGCUCCUCCACCUCCACCUCCACGGCCUUGCCUCAUCGCCGCUCUUCGCCCACCUCCCCUUCCAACCGCAGUCAGAGUUCAUCGUCCUCACCGCCUCCCCGCUACAUUCCCGCCCAUCUGCAGGACGAAGUCUUGGGAACCAGAUCUCAUUCCUCCGCUCCUCCCUCCUCCCCGACCCCGGAUUUGACUGGUAGUACCGUCGACUACCCCUCGGCCGCCUGCGCUGGUUUGACUUUACACAGCGAUCCCGCGACCGAUAUGUCGGGCUCGGACGAAAAGCUUCACGCUCGCGGAGCGUCAGACACUGAACAGGAUGUGGUGAUGGAGCAGGUUCCCGCCUUGAAGGAUAGUCAACCUCACUCCGACCAGCCGGAUGCGAUGGACACCUCGACAUCGGGAGACGACAACUCAACUGGCAACGAGGACAGCUCCAUUUCGGACAAUGUAUAUCCCACUCCGUCCAGCAUGUCUACCUAUACGGCUUCCACCGAGACACGAGCCCACUCGAAAGCGGAGGCUUCCGUCGCAUCCGCUGACCCUCCUUCUUUCGAUGACCAGGUGGCGCAAGUGACCCGGUUCAUGAUGCAACCUAUGCAGAGGAAGCAGAAAGGAUAUGUGGUGUCAAUGUCGUGGUUGAAGCGGGUGUUUGCGCGAAGCUCUACCCAUGCAGACCAGGCGGACAAGACCGCUGCUGAAGGGGAGAUUGGCCCGGUUGACAAUUCGGAUAUUGUCCUGGUCACUGACCCCGCCAACACGGGCUUCAAGGACGAAAAUGGAGAGCCUUUUGUUCCCCUGCGACCGGGCUUGCAGCUUGGAGAGGACUAUGAGAUCGUGCCCCAGGGAGGUUGGGACCUGAUCAUGCGGUGGUACGGCCUUGCCGAGCAGUCCCCCGCCAUAGUCCGCUACGCUCACAACACCGCACCCCCGGGCGACGGCGAGAACAUUCAAUACGAGAUCAAUCCUCCGAUCUUCACGAUUCUGAAGCUCACGAACCCGUCCGGCGGAACCACUCCCAAGUCACUGAAGGAAAGGAACAUGCUCCCCGUUCGACAUCUUGCCAGUAGGCACACAAGUUUCCAGAAAUGGCUGAAGCAAGUCAAGAACCUUGCAAGAAUCGAGAUGUCGACCAAAGUCCGCGUCUGGAGAAUCCUUGAUGGUCUCGGAAGUGCCACCACCUCCGCUGCGGUCACUCCGGCUGCCUCUCGAACUGCCUCACCAGCGCCUUCCGCAUCGACUGCGCCCCACGCUGGAGGCAGUCUUGUGCUCGAUCUCAACACCUUUCUUUCCCUCUCCGAAGGUUCACAGCGCGAGUUGCUGGAAGAUGCUACUGAUCAAACUACCAAUACCAAAUACAACGGUCGCAUGCCGUUGGAUCUUGUCGGGCUGGGUGGCAGUGACAUCGUGGUGCUCGAAGAGAGGCUUCCUGGGAAACAGGGCGACUGGGUAUCUGAAGCUUCCAAGCAGACUCUGAACCGCCUUGGGGUGCCCACAGGGAACCUCAAGACCGAAGUGUCUACCAAGGUGAAGACUAACAGCCCUGCGACUAGUGGGCGCUCCUCUCCAGUCCUAGAGCCUGCGAGGGGAAGGCGCAAGGAUGGCAAACCCCGUGGCAAUACGGGUCUGAGUAACCUUGGCAAUACAUGCUACAUGAACUCCGCCCUGCAGUGUGUUCGUAGCGUGGAGGAAUUGACCUACUAUUUCUUGAACAACGUGUACAAGAAGGAUCUCAACCCCAGCAACCCCUUGGCCCACAAUGGUGAUGUGGCUAAAGCCUAUGCCAACCUGCUUCGUCAAAUCUACGACGAGGCAGGCCAAUCCUCUUUUGCACCCAGGCAACUGAAACAGACUAUCGGCCGCUAUGGUCCGGCAUUCUCUGGUUACGGCCAGCAGGACUCACAGGAGUUCCUUCUGUUCCUUCUUGAUGGUCUUCAGGAAGAUCUGAACCGAAUUCAGAAGAAGCCCUAUAUCGAAAAGCCAGACUCAACGGAUGACAUGGUUCACGACAAAGCGAAAUUGAAAGAGUUUGCCGAUAAAUGCUGGGAGAUUUACAAGGCUCGCAAUGACUCCGUGAUCACGGAUCUCUUUGCUGGCAUGUACAAGUCUACCCUCGUCUGCCCUGCUUGUGACAAGGUCAGCAUUAUCUUUGACCCGUUCAACAACCUCACUCUUCAGCUUCCGAUUGAGAACCUCUGGAGCAAGGAGAUCUUCUACUUCCCUCUGAACAAGAAACCGGUUAUUGUGGAUGUGGAGAUCGACAAGCACGCCAGCAUCAAGUCUCUCAAGGAGUUGGUCGCCAAGAAGAUGGGCUCCGACCCUCAACGCCUGGUCAUGUCUGAGAUCUACAAGAACAAGUUCUACAAAAUGUUCGACAAUGCAAACUCUAUCGCCGAAUGCCAGAUCAGCAAUAAUGAUGAUAUUGCCAUUUAUGAGGUGGAGUCUGUUCCGACCAACUACAACCCAGACAAGCCCCAGAAGAGUUACUUCUCUUUCAAUCGGUCAGAACAUGAGGAGAUUCCGAAGCUCGAUUCCCCCAGGGCGGAUCGACUACUUGUGCCUAUCUUCAAUCGGUACGAGAAGCCGAGGUCGAACAACCCGAAGAACACCCUGCGGCCCCUGUUUGGUGUGCCUUCCUAUGUUGUCAUCAACAGGGAGGAGCUUGGCGACUACGAUGCUAUCUUCCGGAAGGUUCUCGCGCAAGUGGCUUCCAUGACAACGCGCGAUUUCCUGAACGAGGUCAACGACACGGAGUCCAAUCAGGAAGACUCAGACACUGUUGUCAUGAACGAUGAUGACGCAGAAUCGGCUGAUUCCAAGAUCAAGACGUCUUCAGUCGAUGGGGAAGAUGGGAUUGUUGAUGUUUCGAUGCGCGACGCAGAAGACAAUCAAGAGGAUGCUCCAGCCAGCCGUGAGGGUGGCAUCCCUUCGAACCUUCGUAGCUUGUUUGAAAUGAAGAUCAUCAAAUCGAACGAGGUCGUCCCUCUCGGCUUUUCCUCAGUCGAUGACCACAAGGAGUACCCCCGGAUGUCUUUCAGAAUCAAGACAAAGCCCGUUCCGAAAAAGCAGGAGAAAUCCGAUGAGGAAAGCUCGGGUAAACAGAGCCCGGACAGCGCUGCUGACGAUUCUGACGUCUUUACCGAUGUCAAACGCCCUGCGCCUGAACCUAUUAAGCCAGCCCCUCCCAUGAUCCGACCGGGCGAAGGCAUCGUGGUCGACUGGACAGAGGAUGCCUACGAUGCUCUGUUUUCUGGCGACAUACAAAGAGACUCUCUCCGUGGUAGCCCGACCUGGACCAACGUUGAGAGGCACCCGGAUCCGGAGCUGUCCAAGAAGCGCGCGCUUCGGCAGACCCGCAAGAAGAGAGGCGUUACUCUGUACGAGUGCUUGGAUGAGUUCAACAAGGAAGAGAUUCUUUCCGAAAAUGACGCCUGGUACUGUCCUCGCUGCAAGGAGCAUCGCCGGGCUAGCAAGAAAUUCGAGCUCUGGAAGACGCCUGACAUCUUGGUCAUGCAUCUCAAGAGAUUCAGUGCCAGUCGCGGUUUCCGAGACAAGCUUGAUGUUCUGGUCGACUUCCCCGUGGAAGGUCUCGAUAUGAGCGGCCGGGUAGAGGCUCCGGAGGAAGGCAAGAGCCUUAUCUACGAUCUCUUUGCUGUAGACAACCACUAUGGUGGGCUCGGAGGAGGUCACUACACGGCGUACGCCAAGAACUUCAUGACCGGUCAAUGGAACGAAUACAAUGAUUCUUCUGUGUCGCGACCCCUCGACCCUCAGAGUGUGGUCACCCCAUCGGCUUACCUCUUGUUCUACCGCCGUCGUUCCGAUCGUCCCUUGGGUGGCAAGGUUCUUGAGGAGGUCACCGAGGCAUCGACGCGUCCAGGAAGCGACGCAGACUCCCAGAGCGAGUCGCGCGGGCAGUCUCCGUCGGGGGAAGGUCGGCGUCUCGGCGGCUCCUCCCGCAAUGGGUCGUCGAGCGCAUUAGCCGGAGUCGGAGCAGCUCACCAAUCGGGAGAUGGUGGUUUGCGAACUAGAACGCAAGCGAAGAGCGGGGAUGAAGACUCGCCGCCGGAAUAUUCCAACAGCCUCUCGUACGGCGAGCAGACCAUGGGCCAAGCCAAUCGAUUGUCAGGUAUGGAUUUCGAAGACGAGGAGUUUGGACACGGACCGCAACCCAGCCCGUUCCGCCACGUGGAUCCGCCCUCGUGGUCGUUCAGUCAAAUCUCGGAUGCUCACGGCCCUUCACAGAUGACCGCAGCGCAACGGGGAUCGAUCUCUGAUGAUGAUUUGCUCGACGACGAUGACAGCAACAAGGCCGUUGGGGGCGGUGACGUCAGCGACACCGACCUCCGGAUGGCGGCUCUCACUGACAGCCCCGGAGGGGGGUUGGGCUUCCCUGGCACGCCCAUGGAGGAGACCUCCUUCCAGGAGCUGCACCCAUUCGGUGGUGAUGGAGACGACGACGACGACGACGACGAUCUGCCGGUGGUGGAAUUGCAAGUGAACGACGACGACGACCGAGUUCUGCCCUAA
Molecule: messenger RNA, 4734 nt
Organism: Aspergillus japonicus CBS 114.51
Lineage: Eukaryota; Fungi; Ascomycota; Eurotiomycetes; Eurotiales; Aspergillaceae
Product: putative ubiquitin-specific protease UBP12
Exons: 5
Coding region: 1-4734 (1577 amino acids)
Biological process (GO): protein deubiquitination
Molecular function (GO): cysteine-type deubiquitinase activity
Source: RefSeq, a predicted model, not a curated record